UUGUAGGCAUAUCCAGGAACAGAUGACGCUUUAACAAAGCAGGCUGAAAAAGCUCGUGCUAAAAGUGAAGAACUGUUGCAAGAAGCUGUAAAGCUACGAGAUGAAGACGUUCCAGAACUUCAACGACACCUUAAAGAAAAAAAUGAUGUAUUGAAUAAGAUACAAGAAGACAAUGCAAACAGUAAACAAAAUCUGGAUGUCAUCAAUAACGAAUUAAGUCGCCUUCCCAGGGGAGUAGGAGACAAUCUACGAAAAGUGGAAAGCCAGCUUAGGGGAACACUGGAUCAGGCAGAGAGGACUCACCAAAAAAUUGAGGAUAUCCAAAACAAAAUUAAUGAAGAACUCAAUCCUAGGUUUGAAGCUUUGAAGGCUGGAUCUGUGGCUGGAUUAGGAAACAUCAGUGAUACUAUCAAUAAAGCUAGAAAUGACACAGUAGAUCUCAGGAGGCAGGCCAAAGAAACAGAGAGACUUGCAAAGACAGUAGAGUCACGGCACAGAGAUACUCAACUGAAACUAAAAGAAUUAAAGAACAAAAUCAAGUUUGCCAGACAAAUGGCUUCCAGUCUCAAAGUGUCUUUGACCACUGACAAGAAUGGAAAAUGUGUAAGGUCAUAUCAACCACAGAUUCGGCCGUCAACUACCAACAAUAUUAUCCUUAAUUAUGCACUCAACAAAAAAGAUGAUCGUGACAGCCUGCUGUUUUAUCUAGCCAGUACAGUAUCUGAUGACUUUAUGGCAAUAGAGAUGGUCAACCGUAAGAUUCACUUUUUGUGGAAUGCAGGAGGUGGCACACAAGUUCUCAAACAUGGUCACACACUUCAAGUUAAUGAUGAACAGUUGUCAAAAGAAGAGUACUGGUAUAUAAUAGAAGUAAACAGAAUUGGGAAUCUCGCCACAUUAACAGUAAAGUCAGCAUCAAAGAAAGCAGAACCAGAUCAUAACAAAGUUCAAGGGCAUUCAUCAUUGGAGUUCACCAAGAUGAGCCUCAACUCCUCAUCUCAUUUCUUCAUCGGUGGAAUUCCAUCUAGCGUAAAGGUCCCGGGACAAGUUAAGACUAGAUCUUUUGCCGGAUGUCUUUAUGAAGUCAGAUUGGAUGGUAACCGUGUAGGACUGUGGAAUUUUAUAACCAACUAUGGUUGUAGUGGCUGCAAGGAAGGUGUGACUGGACAAGUAGAUGCUUCGAAAUAUAUGUUUAAAGGUGGUGGUUAUGCUAUUCAUCGCCAGAUUAAGAACUAUCCAUAUUACGAACAUACUAUUACAUUGAAGUUUAAGACCUUUGAUGAAAAUGCUUUGUUAUUUUUCACAUCAAAUCCUCAGAAGGGUCAGUUUGUGUCACUAGAGCUUCGAAGUGGGAAGAUAGUAUACCAGGCCAGUGUUGGGCCAACCACUAGCAGACUCAUUGUUAGUACAACGAAAAGUUUCAACAAUGGAUACUUGACAAGAACAACCAUACAGCGGCGAGGAAACAAAGUCUAUCUUCUUGCAAAUAACAGUAUCAUUGAAGGCAAAGCAGAUGACUGGAAAAAAAACGAUAAAAUUGAACUGAAUUUGAGUACAAAGAUGUAUUAUGGAGGAGUUCCACCUAACUUUAGUGCUUCCAGUUGGCCAGAUGUAGUGUUCCAGGGUUUUCACGGCUGCAUGAGUGGACUUCAAAUUGGAUCGACUGUUGUAAACUUGCUGAAUGCUGAGGCAUAUAAUUUAUUACCUGGAUGUGAAGAUGAGGUUAUUAAGAUAGUAAGGUUCACAGGAAUGGGAUACUUAGAAAUGAAAGGUCAACCUUUGGAAAGAGAAUCCAAUUUCAGCUUCACCUUCUUGACGAAGCAGGAAAAUGCCCUGCUGUUACUCUCAACUUUUGAAGGAAGUGAUGAGAAGGAGGUGGAGAAUCUUGAGGAGUUGUGGUUAAGGUUGUGGAAGACUACUCAGAAUUACUAUUCUGUUGCUGUGGUAAAUGGAAAGUUAGAGACAAGGUUGAAUGCAGGGAAAGGUGAAAAAUUAAUUGAAUCCAGUAAACCAGUCAAUGAUGGGAAAUAUCAUACAGUUACAUUACUGAAGAAUAGGCGCUAUGUCAAGUUAAGAAUUGAUGAUGAGAAUGUGGGAAGUGAUGAAGGUCUGCGACUUAAAGGAUCAAGAAUUGAUGCACCUGUCAAUGGAGGUUUAUUUUUUGGUGGAGUGAGAAACAACAUGAGAGUGAGUCAGAUGACAACUACUACGAAUAAUUUGACAGGAAUUAUUAAAGAUGUAAUUUUCAACAAUAGGUAAGAUCCA
This is a messenger RNA of Limulus polyphemus (Atlantic horseshoe crab), 2265 nucleotides long. Its product is annotated as laminin subunit alpha-1-like. NCBI's taxonomy places the organism in Eukaryota, Metazoa, Arthropoda, Merostomata, Xiphosura, Limulidae. The transcript has 16 exons. The record is from RefSeq and is a predicted model, not a curated record. The coding region runs from base 553 to 2259 and encodes 568 amino acids.